Trichoderma asperellum CBS 433.97 is the source of this 2336-nucleotide messenger RNA. The record is from RefSeq and is a predicted model, not a curated record. NCBI's taxonomy places the organism in Eukaryota, Fungi, Ascomycota, Sordariomycetes, Hypocreales, Hypocreaceae.
CUGUCUCAGUUCCCGGCGCUCGACUCCGAAACGCACCAAAAUCUAAAUCGCCACUCGUUAAUACUACAGCUGCGCAACCAAUAGGGGGAGAAGAAGAAUAAAAAUAGAAGAAAAGAAGAGAAAAAGGACAACAAGAGGAGGGAAUAUCGAAAGACGGAAAAACAACACCCAUUUCGCUCUCCACCAGCGUCAAAUGUGAGAGUUGCUCUCUCGCAAUGGAUCUCACGUCUCAGAUGAUGUCUCAGUUCUCGCAGCCUCAUAUGCAGCAACAACAGCAGCAGCAACAGCAACAACAGCAACAGCAACAGCAGCAGCAGCAGCAACAACAACAACAUCUUCAACAAUUGCAACAACAACAGCAGCAGCAGCAGCAACAACACCACCACCAACAGCAACACCAACAACAGCAGCAAAUCGAAUCGGCCAGCGCCCAAGACGUCCUCGUUGAAGCCCGCAAGAACCUCCAAGUCCUCAUCGACUUUGGUCUCUCCAAAGACCUUCUCCAUCAGUGGGUUGACCAGAAUCUCGCCACGUCCGGCUCUCCGCCAGCCGCUGCCGCCACGCCCAUCCCAUCGCCGUUGCUGUCUCACCCUGCUUCCUCCCCCUCGCAUCAGCAUCUGCAGUCUCCCCAGGCUUCGGUUCUCGCUCCUCCACCGCCGCCUUCGGUCUCUUCCGCCGUCCUCAGUUCUCCCGUCGCGUCUCUCUCAACAUCGUCGGCCGCUACUUCGCCUAUUCCAGUCUCCAGCUCUACCACAGCUCCUUCUCCUGGAACCGGCGCACCUCCUUCCAUCGCCAUAAUCAAAACAGAGCCAUCGUCCUUCGCCGAUGAUGUGACCAGAGCCUGGGCAGCCGUUAAUGUAAAUGGACUGCCGCCGCAACAGGCCACAGCUGGCCAGAUCCAGCAGGUUUCACGGAUAGCUCCGGCUGGUGCUCCUGGCGUCGUGAAAUCAGACCCCUCCGCCUUCAUCUCGCCUUCCAUGUCGUAUCUCAACCACCGCCCUCGAAUCUCCGUCUCCUCCACCAGCUCAGGAUCCUCUGGCCAUGCCUCUCUAUGGUCCGUCAAUUCCGGACGAUCAUCCAUGUCGUGGGCAUCAGCGUCGUCUCGAUCACUGCCUAUGACUCCUUCUCCCUCUUCAGCCAAUAAGACAAACAUCUACUGGUGCACCUCGUGUGAGACAAGUUUCAAGCGCAAGUACGACUGGAAGCGUCACGAAGACGAGUUCCACGAGCGCUGGAGGAAAUAUCCCUGCCCCGAGCCUGGCUGCAACCGCAGCUUCUGGGGCUCCAACUCGUUCAACCAGCAUCAUAAGCAGUGCCACGGCUGCAAGACGUGUCCUCAUGCUGAAAAGGUCGUCAGAUUCCUGCGCAAGCGCAAGUACUGGGCCUGUGGCUUCUGCUCUGCCCUGCAUCCUGCACGAGAGCGUCACGUUGAGCAUGUUGCCAGGCAUUUCGAGUCUGGUCUGGGCAAGGCUGACUGGAUGCACUCUCGCGUCAUCUACGGUCUGCUGCACCAGCCGCUCAUCCACAAUGCCUGGGACGCCAUGGUGACGGGCAAGCAAGCUGAGUUUGGUGGACGCCGUCCGCAGUUCAGUUGGCAUCCGAGCAAGACGGGGCGUGCUCAAGGCUUCUUAGAGAAGGAGAAUCCAGGCCAGCUCCAGGACCUGCUCGAGUUCUUCUCCGGCGACGAAAGCGAGGCACAGUGGAUUGUGGGAAUAGCCUUUGACCUGUCUGACAUGGCCUUUUCAAAUGCUCAGCCAUCACCGCAGCCGCAGUUUUCACCCACGGGCAAUGCCAUGGUUCCUCCAUCGGGCUAUCCGCAACAGCAGGCAGAUGCUCGCAUGUCCUUUGCCACACCGCUGCCGUCGCAGACACCGCAGCAGAUGCUCGCUUCUCCUGGCGCACCAAACGCCUUUAACUCAACCCCUUACCGAAACCCCUCUGCCUUUGUUCCGUCACAGGCAUUCCCCUCAGGACAGCAGCAGUCUACUCAUCUUGAUAAGCGCGAGCUGCCGCCUGUUCCUCAGGGUCCAACUCCCCCUAUGACAGAGGGCAUGAUGGACUUUGAAUAUUCGCCCAAUCCCGUCAUUUUUGAGGACUGGGAGAGCAUCGCUAGCUCAACCUUUCUAGACACAUCAGCUCACCAACAGCAGCAGCAACAGCAACCUGACCAAACCACUGGCUGGGGGAUGGGCCCAUUUUAUAGCGAUCCUAAUGUCAAUUGAUCAAGAUAAAUUGAUCAAAACAAGGGAAUAAAAAAAAAGAAAGAAAAAAAAAAACACACACGAAAAAACCAUUACGCUCCUUUAUUACUUACUACUACUACCACCGGCACUACU